Thermothelomyces thermophilus ATCC 42464 is the source of this 1392-nucleotide messenger RNA. RefSeq lists its product as uncharacterized. The record is from RefSeq and is a predicted model, not a curated record. Gene Ontology annotation, molecular function: fructose 1,6-bisphosphate 1-phosphatase activity. Lineage: Eukaryota; Fungi; Ascomycota; Sordariomycetes; Sordariales; Chaetomiaceae. The transcript has 3 exons. Gene Ontology annotation, biological process: sucrose biosynthetic process; fructose metabolic process; fructose 1,6-bisphosphate metabolic process. Gene Ontology annotation, cellular component: cytosol; cytoplasm. Bases 317 to 1351 code for a protein of 344 amino acids.
UGAUCUACUCCCCCUUUACACCCGUUCUCCACUUGACAUCAUUCCGUCUCCCUCGAGUUCAAGUUGCUGCAUUUUCUCCUCAGUCCUCCUCGGCUUCCUCGUCAUUCUUCUCUUCCUCAAUUAUCCCGUCCCGUCCCGUCUCGUCUCGUCUCUUGACAUCGCCAUCACAAAGGAGCUGCUUCCCACUAGGAUUACCGCUGGCCCUCUAACGUGAACUGUUUCUUCGCCGUCACUGGGGUCCCUUCAAGCAGAAGGACAACGUGACGAGACAAACCUUCAACAUCAACGCCGACACGAACAUAACGUAGACAUCAAGAUGGCUUCAACAAACGGAAACGGGCCAGCCGAGGGGGAGAAGGUCAACACAAACAUCGUCACACUCACCCGGUUCCUCACCGAGGAGCAAGUAAAACACAAGGAAGCCACUGGAGACUUCACUCUACUCUGCCAUGCGCUCCAGUUCUCGUUCAAGUCGAUCGCCUACUACAUCCGGCGGGCUACGCUAGUCAACCUGACGGGCCUGGCGGGCUCGUCCAACACGACUGGCGACGAGCAGAAGAAGCUGGAUGUCAUCUCCAACGAACUCUUCAUCGAGGCGAUGCGGUCGAGCGGGAAGUGCGCGCUCCUCGUCUCGGAGGAGGAGGAGGACAUCAUCUACUUCAAGGACAGCACCAAUGCGCGGUACGCGGUGGCCUGCGACCCGAUCGACGGCAGCUCCAACCUGGACGCGGGCGUGUCGGUCGGCACCAUCUUUGGCAUCCACAAGCUGGCCGAGGGCUCCAAGGGCACCAAGGAGGAUAUCCUCAAGCCGGGCACGGAGCUGGUGGCGGCCGGCUUCACCAUGUACGGCGCCUCGGCGCAGCUCGUCAUCACCAUGAAGGGCGGCAGCGUCAACGGCUUCACGCUCGACAACGGCCUGGGCGAGUUCAUCCUGACGCACCCCAACAUGCGGCUGCCCAGGAGCCGCGCAAUCUACUCGGUCAACGAGGGCAACUCGCUCUACUGGGACGACAAGGUCAAGAGGUACUUCAACUCUCUCAAGGAGGCGCCCGACGGCGGCAAGCCCUAUAGCGCCCGCUACAUCGGCAGCAUGGUGGCCGACGCCUACCGCACCCUGUUGUACGGCGGCAUCUUUGCCUAUCCGGCCGACAAGAAGAGCCCCAAGGGCAAGCUUCGUAUCCUGUACGAGUGCGCGCCCAUGGCUAUGGUGUUUGAGAAUGCCGGCGGCCAAGCCGUAAACAGCAAGAUGGAGAGGAUGCUGGAAGUCGUGCCCCAGCACAUUCAUGACAAGUCGGGUCUUUUCAUGGGCAGCUAUGACGAGGUCGAGAAGGUCAAGGCGUUCCACAAGUGAGUUGGGGGUCUGGCUGGUUUUUUUUUUUUUUUUUUUUUUUU